This is a messenger RNA of Symbiodinium sp. CCMP2456, 939 nucleotides long. The record is from the annotation of a GenBank genome assembly. NCBI's taxonomy places the organism in Eukaryota, Dinophyceae, Suessiales, Symbiodiniaceae.
AUGGCUCUCGGCAAGAUUCUGAUGGGCUGCGGCCUGCUGCUGAUGCUGUCCUCGCAGCAGAGCUUCGUGCCGGCAGCCUUCGGCAAGCAGGAAGCCCCUCGCCCAGAGCUCAGCACGGCGAGACCAAUGGACAUGGCGCAAGGCGUUGAGACCAGUGCACCCAGCAGUGCCAGCAGCAUCCUGCCGCUGGCUGGUGGGCUGGCUCUCGGUUUGGCGCUGGUGCUCCCUCAGAGGGCCAUGGCUGCCACCGGCAACGAUGAUAUCGGCACCCUCGUCGACCGCCUCUUCACCAAGGAGGCUUUGGGAGCAUUCGGCAUUGCCGGCCUCUCUUGGAACGUCCAGGACUUGUGCCGCAAAGCCGUGGAAGCCGCAGCAGCCGGGGAGGUCUGUCAAGUGAGUGGCUACUUGCACAAGCGCGGCUUCUUAGUGGGAGGUACGAAGCUGGCAAUGGAGGGCUUCCAGAAACUCGCCAAGUCUGCUAGAGCCAUGCAGGUUACGCUCUGCAAGUCUUCGCCUUUCCUGGCCUCGAUGCUUUCACGUUUGAGCAGAGAUGGCGGCGCCUCGAGGCUGGUCCGCUCGGAGCAGAGGGCGGCGGCGCCCCCAGCACUGGAUGUCACCAGCAUCGAGGACGACGCGAGGCUCAACGCGAUUGCCGGCAUGUCAGGCUCCUUCUCGGAAGGCCGCUUGACCCCACACAUCGGAUCCACGUCAGCAGAAGGAUCUCCAGAGCAGGUCCGCUCGGACGACUCUGCUCUGGCCGACUUGGUGGGUCCGAGGCGGACACCUCGCACGCCCGCGAGGCUUCUGGUGACGGACCAUGUGGUGCGGGUCGGUGAUGACUUCAAGCUGUCCAGGCUCAUAGGACCCCAGCAGGCAGACAGCGAUGAUGCCGCGCUGGCGUUGCAAGCAUGUUGUUUGGGGGCUGCACAGCAGGCAUGA